CUGGCGCGUACAUCUCUGUUAUCAAACGACAGAUACGUACGUCACUCAAAGCGUAUUUCCGAUAACCUGUGCGAUCUUAAAGCAGAGAUCGACGCCAGCGUCCGUUCAUGUUCGGAUUCAUUCGAUUAGUAUUCCCGUUUGAUUUCGUCGAAAAUGACAACCUCGAAGAACUUGAUUAAUUCGUUAGACAACGCCGUGUCGGAGACUUUGUCAGGAUUAUCUUACGCGUAUCCGCGAUUAGAGUAUCAUGCAUCGCAUGGAAUCGUAUUGUCACCAGAUUGCAGAAGUCGUAAAGAUAAAGUGGCGUUGGUUUGCGGUGGCGGCAGCGGACACGAGCCAUUUGCCGCAGGCUUUGUCGGAAGCGGUAUGUUGACAGCAUCCGUAGCGGGAUCUAUUUUUGCAGCACCACCGUCUAUACAUAUCACACAAGCUCUUCAAUGCAUUGCAGAAAAUAACAAAGCUGGCAUUCUUGUUGUGGUACCUAAUUAUACGGGGGACUGUUUGAACUUUGGCAUAGCGAUCAAGAAGGCUCAACAAGCGGGCAUCAAGGUAGAGGAAAUAAUUGUCGGCGAUGACUGCAGCAUUCCCGCAAGCGAGCAGAGCGUGGCUGGUAAACGCGGGCUUGUGGGCAUGUUAUUCGUUAUCAAAAUUGCGGGCGCUUUUGCCGAAAGAGGACUUUCUCUAACUGAGGUAGCGGAAAUUGCGCAGAAUGUAUCACGAAACACAGCGACCUACGGAGUGGGGCUAUCCGCCUGCACUUUACCAGGUCAAGGCCUCAUGUUCGAGCUUGCACAGGACGAGAUAGAGUGUGGAAUGGGUGUACACGGGGAGGCGGGAUACGAAAGAAUCAAGCUCGGGACCGCAUCCGCGUUGGUGACGCUAAUGCUGAAACGCAUUUGCGAGGCCUUAUCUUUGGCCGCUAAUGACUCGGUCGCGGUAAUAGUUAACAAUUUCGGUGCUUUAAGUCAAUUGGAGCAAGGGAUCGUCGUUCACGAGAUUGUAAUUCAGCUUCGAAAUAUGAAUAUAGAGCCUAUUCGCGUCUAUUCCGGCGUUUUAAUGACAUCUUUGAAUAGCGCUGGUAUACAUGUGAGUUUGCUCAAAUUAACUGAAAGUCACGGAGAUGUAUUCGUCAAGUGCCUCGACGAGGAAACAAUGGCACCUUGUUGGCCGGGUUGCAGCUAUAGCAUUCCUUCGACUGUCACUCGCCCCCUAUUUAAAGACGCGGAAAAGAAGAAAGCAGAGAAGAUAGGAAUAUCGUUAAAUGCACACGAGCAACGUCUGAUCAAAGUGUGUUUAGAAAACGCAUGUGCAGCUAUUGUCGAGCAAGAGGCAUAUCUCAACGAGCUGGACCGCGGUUGCGGAGACGGAGACUGCGGUUCGACUCUGAAAAGAUUUGCCGACGGUAUAUUGAAUAAUUUGGAUAACUUAUCCUUGUCACAUCCAGCAACGUUGUUAUCAGAAAUAGCGAAUAUAGCGGAGGAACAUAUGGGCGGAACAUCCGGAGCUUUAUAUUGUUUAUUCUUUACGGCUAGUGCGAAGGAGCUGGCUUUAUCCAAGCAAGGAGAGAAUUUGCGACAUGUUUGGUUUUGCGCGUUCCGCAGCGGAUUAAAUUGUUUAGAAAAAUAUGGGAAAGCAAAAGCUGGAGACAGAACUAUGAUCGAUACAAUGGACGCAACGUGUACGAUGUACGAGAGAAUGUUGAAAGAAUAUCCGAGCGAUUUUUACGAUAGAUUAAUUGCGGCGGCAUGGAAAGGAUGCAAUUCUACGAAAGAUAUGAAACCCAAAGCAGGACGAGCUAGUUACGUAAAACAGGUUCGGUACUUGACAGAAGUGGAUGCUGGCGCAUAUGCCGCAGCAACGUGGAUUGUGGCUAUUGUACGGACGAUUAUGCAAUUUAAAGAAUAACAAAUACUCUUGUUAUCUCUUUUUUUUUACUUGACAGUUGUAUUUCAACAUCAUUACUAUAAAUAAGGAAGAUAACAACUAAUAUAAUAUAAACAACAAAUUUAUCAUCUAAAUUGAAGAAUUAAUUGGUAUAAUUAUAUUGAUAUUAUUUCUCCUAUACAAUGUUCGGAAAUAUUGUAAAUAUCAAUACAUACCAAUACACGCUAUAUUUUCUACAUUAAAUACUUUUGAUAAAAUGAAAA
Cataglyphis hispanica is the source of this 2147-nucleotide messenger RNA. RefSeq names its product triokinase/FMN cyclase-like. Gene Ontology annotation, biological process: glycerol catabolic process. Gene Ontology annotation, molecular function: glycerone kinase activity. Bases 154 to 1905 code for a protein of 583 amino acids. Lineage: Eukaryota; Metazoa; Arthropoda; Insecta; Hymenoptera; Formicidae. Gene Ontology annotation, cellular component: cytosol. The transcript is spliced from 10 exons. The record is from RefSeq and is a predicted model, not a curated record.